Molecule: messenger RNA, 7956 nt
Organism: Salarias fasciatus (jewelled blenny)
Lineage: Eukaryota; Metazoa; Chordata; Actinopteri; Blenniiformes; Blenniidae
Gene: ptpn20
Product: protein tyrosine phosphatase non-receptor type 20
Exons: 47
Coding region: 529-7668 (2379 amino acids)
Biological process (GO): protein dephosphorylation
Cellular component (GO): cytoskeleton
Molecular function (GO): protein binding; protein tyrosine phosphatase activity
Source: RefSeq, a predicted model, not a curated record
UGGGGAGCAGCCCUACAGCAGCAGCAGCAGCAGCAGCAGCAGCAGCGGGAGACUGGCCGCCGGUCUGGCCGACACCGCUCGUCCUUCCCAGGCUUCUCAGUAGCGCACCUACCCGGGGAUCCGCCGCACCUUUGGGCGUCAAACGGAUUAGUGAAAUCGGCGUAUCUGAUCUGACGCCACCCGCUAUUGGUGGUUCUGACCUGUCGCCGUCAACCUGCGGGGCUAAUCCAAUCAAGUGUUCAAAGGCGAGAAGCUAAGAAUAGCGCCAAUUACAGCAAAAAGUUUCACAUCUUCAGCGUGGCGCUGGCAGUAAUAGAGCAAAUGAGCCGGGCACCAUGGAUUGGGGGUGUCAUUGAUGAAUUACCUGCCAGAUUCGAGCAGCCUGUAUUGCGGGGACGUCAAAACAGCAAUGCGAUGAUCACAAGGAUUACUUUGGAUCCGAGGUGGGCGCACUGAAGAUAAGGGAAAGGAUCAGCCGCUGACAUAGGUUACAUAUGGUACCAGGUACAGGUGUGAAAUGUGUGCAGAAUGAGCAGCACAUUUGUAACAUUAGCUGAAGUUUUGGAGGCCCGAGGGGGACCUCUGCUGGAAGAGGAGGUCUGGUCCCUGCUGCUCGGCACUGCAGAGUCUUUAGUGGAUGUCUCUUAUAAGGGUCAUAACAAUAUGUGCAGUAUUAUAAGCCCCACCUCCCUGCUCCUGUCAGCCACUGGAACCUUAGCAUUUAAGAACUGCGGCCUAUCAGAUGAGGUAUCCACCUUCACCGCUCCAGAAAUGCUGCAGGGCCGUGCCAGCUCAACCAAACCUGCCACAGAGAGGAUGCUGGUGUACUCACUGGGUAUGACUCUCUACUGGUCAGUUGAUUUUCAACUACCUCAAAAUCAGCCAGUCCAGUUGAGUGACCAUCUGAACAGCCUCCUCCUCAGCAUGUGCGAGGAUGUUGCCCACCGCCGAAUAAAUCUCAACUGCAUCCUGGAAGCCUGCGAAUCUCAGCUGAAAGCCUCCAUCCUGCUGCCCCCCGCCAAAGUCAUCAGGCAGCUGGUGGAGGAGGUUUUUCAUGAAUCACUCGACCAUGGCUCCCUGCCAGACAGUAACGUCCCCCUGAGUGGCAGGAGCCAAAUGAUCAGAGAGAGACUCCAUGGGAAGCGAGGGCCGUUUUCAGACUUCAGUGAAGGGAGCACUGAAGGGAGAAGAUAUUCAACAGACUCUGAUUCAAAGUCAGGGAGUUUACCUCAGAGACCUUGGAGGCAAAGACCAAGAAGCUCUCCGACGCCUCUGUACCAGUCUUCUUUAGACAGACUCCCUCGUGGGGUUCGUCACAGGGACAGCAACUGCAGCUGGCUGGGUCGGAGUCCACACCAUGACAUCUCCCCCAAGACAUCGGGCCGAUCUCACAGUCCUUCCAUCACUUUCAGCGAGUCCUCGCUCAGUCUGAGCCAGAGAAAAUCAAAGGCACUGGGUCCUGAAUUCAUCAGAAUGGCAGACGAACAGCAAAUUCUUCUUGAGCUUCCAGGAUCUAUUGUGUCCAGAAAGGGCCGUUCAUGUUCGUCUCAGAGAGAAGUGACUGUAGUGAUGCCUAACGGACAGUGCGUGGUGGUCCGCUGUGACAUUAAGUCCAGAGCAAGAGAUGUGUUUGACAUGGUGGUGGCUCACGCAAACUUGGUGGAACACUUUUACUUUGGUCUUGCCUUCCUCGAUGAUGAUGAAUAUUUCUUUUUGGAUCACGAAACAAAAAUCUCCAAAGUCGCGCCUGACAGUUGGAGAAAAGGGCAGAUAUCCUCCUUUCUGGUGUUUCUCCGGGUCAAAUUUUUCGUUGACGAUAUCGCCUUCAUUCUGCACAGACUGACUCGUCACCAGUACUACCUGCAGAUGCGUAAGGAUAUCCUGGAGGACAGGCUGUACUGUAACGAGGAAACGGGCCUGUUCCUGGCAGCUCUCGCUCUCCAGGCUGAGUUUGGUGAUUAUAUGCCCGAGUUGUACGGUAAGAAUUACUACCAGCCAGAGCAUUAUGUGUCUAAGAGGAUGCUGGAAAAGCUUGCCCUGCCUAACAUCAAGGAAGAGUUGCCAAGACUGCAUGGAAGUCACGCCCAGAUGAUGCCUGAAGAGGCAGAAACAGAGUACCUCAAGAUUGCCCAGCAGUUACCAGAGUACGGCGUCAUGUUCCACCGAGUUGGGAGAGAGAAACGGCCAGUGAUUGGAGAGUUGGUUUUGGGAAUCUGUGCCAAAGGAAUCAUUGUGUAUGAAAUGAAAAAUCAUCUGCGAACUCUCACAAGACGCUUUCUCUGGAGGGAAACUGACUCCAUAUCCACUGGGCGACGCAAGCUGAUCAUCGAGUGCGGCGGGCCGAGCGGGAAAAAGCACGGUUUUGUUACAGAGAGCUCAAAAAUAGCACAGUAUCUCCUGAACCUCUGCUCGGCUCAGCACAAGUUUCACAGCGAGAUGACGUCUCGCCAGCUCAACCACACCAUGAUCCCAGAUGAAAACAUGGAAAAGUACAUGGCGUCCUACCGGAGCGGUAACCUGAAGCGGAUGUCCUGCUCGGAGGGCAUGUUGAACCACGUGGGUUUGACCCCCGGUCAGCAGGACUCGCUCUCCAAGUCCUGUGACGACCUGACUGCCAAACUGGAGGCGCGGCUCCGCCAGCAGAGAGAGAUGAGGCGGGAGAUGAGUCGAGAGCUGAACAAGGACCACCUCGCUGAAACGGGAUACCUCAGGGACGUGAAGGAGCGUCAGAGCUGGAGCACUCCAGAGUCAAUUCCCAGAAUGAUGUCCAGUGUUUCACUGCAAAAGCAGGACUCUGAUGCUUCGUCUUCAAUACGUGUUGACACUCCCACUCGGACCCCACCAGAGAGAGAAAUCGUCUGUGUGACUCUGAAGAAAGAUCCUAAACUGGGCUUCGGCUUUGUGAUCGUGGGAGAGGACAAUACAGGUAAACUCGACCUUGGGAUCUUCAUUGCUUCCAUCGUGCCCGAUGGGCCCGCCGACAAAGAUGGACGCAUCAAACCCGGUGGUCGUCUUAUUUCCCUGAAUAAGACGAGUUUAGAAGGAGUGACGUUCAGCGACGCUGCUGCCAUCCUACAGAGCAGCCCCGAGGAAAUAGAGCUCAUCGUGUCACAGCCUAAACAGACUCUGAAGGACAGACAGGGUUCCUUCAGUCAAAGUACGCUCGGUUUGGCGCUGGAGAAGAGCUUUGGGUCCCAAACCACCCUGAGCGGCACUGAAUUCCGUCCCGCUGUGGAGGAACUGGAGGAGGCCAUCGCACUGUCCAGCAUCGCGACGCCCAAGCAGAACAGGAGGCUUCACAUUCCAGUCGUGCGAAUACAUGAUGCUCAGGAUGCCUGUUCCAGGUCGCCGUCCAUCUUAAGCCUUAAAGCUGCAGAGCGGUUUGUGGUCGAACUGAAGAAAACCAGCGGCAGCCUUGGCAUGAGUGUCGCUGGAGGAAUAAACACAAAUGUGCGGUACGGAGGCAUUUACAUCAAGAGUCUGCUACCGGGAGGUGCAGCUGAGCAAGAUGGACGAAUUCAAAUCGGUGACAGACUGCUUGAGGUUGAUGGGUCCAACCUGAGGGGCGUGAGUCACCAACAAGCUGUCGAGUGCCUAAAGAAGACUGGGGAGGUGGUGAGCCUGCUGUUGGAAAGGGAACCCACAGUGGUGUUGGAGCCCAGACCUGAUUCACCCUGCCUUCCUUCGGUGCACAGUCCGUCACACACACUGCCCCCCAGGACCGAGCUCUCCAUGGAAACGACCUUGAGUGGUCGAACCAAGGACUACAGCUUUGCAACUGAUGAAAACACGCAUGAAGUGGUGCUGAAGAAGAGCCUGUCUGGCCUUGGAUUCAGCUUUUACAUCUCACAUCUGCACUCGGGGCCGGACUGUGGAAGCGUUGUCCGCAUCAAGCGCCUGUUUCCAGGUCAGCCAGCACAAGAAAGCGGGCUGCUGCGAGAGGGAGACAUCAUUCUGUCCGUCAACAGAGAGCCUUUGAAGGAUCUCUCAUACCAGAGGGUGUUGUUCCUGUUGCGCGGCGCUCCCUCAGAAGUUCAUCUCUUGAUCUGUCGGCCGACUCCUGGACUGCUGUACGACACCGAUGAUAACACACUGAGUCCGGGACCCCUCCGUGAGAUUCGAUCCAGGUCGCUGGACAUCAGGCUUGGAGAAGACUACAGCCAAUUACUUAAGUUUCAGUAUGACGCCACAGUCCCCACCCUAAAGCAGCCGCCCACUCAGGAAGAGGAUCUGACCAACACGGCAGAAAAAGACCCGGAACCCUCUGCGUCUCCACCCCUCCCAGAGAGUCAGGAAGAUCCGGAAACUCGAGACAACCAGACUCCCCCGUCUCCCCCUCGCUCGCCGCCCUCUCCCACGUCCCCGACAUCUCCUCCGUCGCCGGUCUCACCAGCCUCUCCUCCCUCGCCGCCGUCGGCCGCCUCCCCGGCUUCGCCGGCUUCCCCCGCCUCGCCUGCCUGCGGCUCUCCAACAGCUCCGGCAGAGCCCCGGCCGACUGAUGAGAACCUCGAGAUUCAGAAUCAGAUAGACACAAAAAUGCAGAAGAAAGAUGAUGAAGAGGAAGUUGCAGCGACAUCAAGCUCAGCUGUGCCGCUCAUGGACGUCUGUCCCAAGACGGCUUCAAAUGCUGUUUAUACCAGUGGAAUCAGAGAGGAGGCAGAUGGAAGCGUGACAUACUGCCUCAUGGGAAACGGAUUGACCAUCGUGGCAGACGAGGAGUACCUGACCAUCAGCUCCACGCUGGAGUCUUCCCACAGCCUUCCCGCCACCCACACGCCGACAGUCAACUUCACAGGCCUCGGCAAUCCAACCCCCAGCAGCUUCCAGGGUCCGGUCUCAAACCCCCUUGACCCCGCCGCCAUCGUCUCAACCCUCGCCCUCACCUCUGACCCCUUGACCCCGUGCCCCCCGGUGCACCCGUCGCAGCCGCUCACAACGCAGCCACCGAAAACCAAGCACCACCUCAUCCAGCAGGGGCUUCUUCCAAGUCACUAUAAAGCCAUGUCGAAGCACAGCCGCCCGAUGGUUCCUCCGCCUCAGCCUCCUCCUGUGACGCCCAUCACAGCCCAGAUCAUCUCCACCGUGCCUCCGUGCGCCACCCCCGCCGGCCUGACGCUGCCGCCCGCCAUGCUGCUGCCGCCUCCGGCUCAGAUCCAUUCACAGCCGAGGGAAGAACCGGAGAAGAAAGUAAGAGAUUACCUGGAUGACGACGAUGUGGAAGAAGAUGACGAAGAGGAAGAGAGUCGAAGAAAGGGUUUGGUGAAAGAGUUUGAGCUGACCGUGGUCCUGACCAAGUCCAGGAGUGGGAGCUUUGGGUUCACCAUCACUCGUAGCAAACUGGACAACUGCUACUACAUCCAGGAAAUCCUGGACAACCCGGCGAAGUCAGACGGCCGACUCAGGGCGGGAGAUCGACUCGUCACAGUAAACGGACAUGACGUUACCAGUGUAGCCGACGAUGUUGCCAUGACGAUCCUCAGGUCUUCCCCGAGGAGGCUGAGCAUGACCCUGGGGCGUGCGGUCACCAACCUGGUGGCCCCGCCUCCCUGCGACAGCCUGCCCGAUGUGGUGCUCUAUAAAACACCUUCAGGGCAGCUCGGCAUAAAGCUGACAGGCGGCAUUGGCAGCAAAUGGCAGGGCAUCUACUGUCUGGAAGUGGUGCCAGGCUCCCCGGCGAGCGAGGAGGGCAGCGUCCAACCCAACGACAAGAUACUGUACAUCAGUGGCAGGUGCACUCUGGGAAUGACCCUGGAGGACGCCGUCAAGGCUUGUGAGAUCGCCCCACGUAAAGUGAAGCUUAAAAUUAUCAGAGAAGACCAGCCGGUGACGCCCAAGGCAAAGUGGAAUGGUCUUUUUGACUGGAAAAAGGACAGGAGGUUUUUUGCUCGAUUUGAAGAGCCGGUCUCGCCUGAGAAAGAGUCUCCAACAGAAGAUGCUGAAGCUGUUUGUAGGACUGCUGGAAAUUUCAGAUGUCUCUCUCUCACCCAGGAACAGGAUAGUUGCAUCAUGCAAGUGGAGUUCACAAAACCCGAAGGCGGGGGUCUUGGCUUCGCUUUGGUCGGGGGAACAAAUGGCAGCAUGCUCAGAGUGAAGGAAAUCUGCUCCGGUGGCGUCGCUGAGCAGGAUGGUCGGCUGCGAGUGGGAGAUAUCUUGUUGGAGGUGAACGGUGUGAUCGUGUCCGGCCUCAGUCACAGCAAAGUGGUAGAUAUCCUGCGGAAGGCGGAGGGGACGGUGCAGCUCACCAUCUGCAGGGACAUCCUGCCCCUGACGUACUCUGAGUCACCUGCGCCACUCAACAUGUCUGCUCACACUGAAGCUAUUCUAGCCGAGCAGCCGGCUCCCGUGUCCAGCCCCGACGCCUGCUCCUCACCCGACCUCUUGCUGAAUAAGCCGGUUGAUUGCCCGCCUGAGGCAACUCUAGACCCUUUAGUGAAAGACGCAGACGUCGUCUUGACGCCGCCGCCUCCCCCUCCUCACAGGCUGACUGUGGUAACAGAUGAGACUUCAAUUAUAGAGGAGAGCUGUAACAGCACCCCUUCUCAUCAAGCUUGCUGUCCAUCCCUCAAUGUCACUGACAUGUUGCAUGGAGCUUCCGACAGGAAACAAAUUGUGACCAAACUUUUGGACCAGUCCUGCAAAGACAUCCUGAAAACCCAGUCAGAUGGCUGGAGCAGCGAGGAAGAUGAUGUAUUUGACGCCACAGGCCCACCCAUCGUAUCAGAGGAGGAGCUGGCCCGUCUAGCACUCAUUACCCCGGCUAAGAGCAGCCAGUACUCAGGCUCCAGGGUCAAAGCUCUCAUCCAGAUCCUGCAGCAUCAGCUUGACGAGCAGGAACUGGUGAAAGAGUUCAUGGCUCUGGAGCAUCUGAAGCCCUCUGAUAACUGUCUGGUGGGAAAAGCCCCCGAGAACCGAGACAAGAACCGAUACCGAGACAUCCUUCCCUAUGAUAAAACUCGUGUCGCAAUCGGACAGAACCAGGACUAUAUCAAUGCCAGCCACAUCCGCAUGGAAGUCGGAGCCGAGGAGUUUUCCUACAUCUCCUGCCAGGGCCCUCUGCCCACCACGGUGCACAGCUUCUGGCAGAUGAUCUGGGAAAACAAGUCCGACGUCAUCUCGAUGAUGACACAGGAAGUGGAGCGAGGACGGAUCAAGUGUCACAAGUACUGGCCGGAGAAGCUGGACGUGCCUUUGGACGCUGGCAGGUACCAGCUUCACCUGGAGAACCAGCAGUACCUCGAAUACUUCCACAUCAAAAUCAUCCGCAUGCUGGAGACGGAGACGGGAGAGACGCACUUUGUCCGUCACUUGAAGUUCACACGCUGGCCAGACCACGGCGUGCCGCAGUGCUCCGAGCAGCUGGUGUGCUUCAUCCGCUACAUGAGAUCGAUCCACCACCAGGGGCCGAUCACUGUGCACUGCAGCGCUGGCAUCGGACGCACCGGCGUGCUCAUCUGUACCGACGUCAUUCUCAACCUCAUUGAGAACGACUUGCCUAUUAAUGUUAGCAACAUCGUAAAAGAGAUGAGGCUUCAGCGGCAUGGCAUGAUUCAAACCAAGGAGCAGUACCUCUUCUGCUACAAAGUCUGGCUGGAGGUUUUACAAGGGAUUUUACAGCUUCAUGGCAACCAGUGGCAGCCGGAGAGUCCCAGAGAGCACAAAAUAGUUUGAGCGUCUCCACAUUUCAGUCCACUCACCUGUAAAGCACGGGCUGUGUAUGUUCGACCAUGAGCAGCCUCAUGCGGCAUAGCGGUACACCGAUGAUCAAUCUUGCUUUGACUCGUCUACGUUUAGUUAGCUAGAAUAUGAAAUCUAUACAUCUGUUUUACUGCAAUGAUUCCAACUUCGACAUUUCUUAUUUCUGUUGGUUCUCGGUGCUGUAAUUCUCUUUAUUUUAGAUCACUGAGGUUGUUUUGCCUUUACAGGUUAGAGAUUCUGCCUUCUGUCCCAAGCAUUUUU